AUGCCCUCAGCCUUCUGCCACCCUCCUGUAAGCACAAGGUCCACCGCCUACUGCCACCCUCCUAUUAGCACAAGGUCCACCGCCUACUGCCACCCUCCUGUUAACAAAAGGCCCUCCGCCUUCUGCCACCCUCCUGUUAACACAAGGUCCUCAGCCUACUGCCAACCUCCUGUUAGCACAAGACCCUCCGCCUACAGCCACCCUCCUGUAAGCACAAGGUUCACCACCUACUGCCAACCACCUGUUAGCACAAGGCCCUCCGCCUACUGCGACCCUCCUGUUAACACAAGGUACACCGCCAAAUGUCAUCCCCCUGUUUGGACAAGGCCCUCUGCCUUCUGCAACCCUCCUGUCAACACAAGGCCCUCCGCCUUCUGCGACCCUCCUGUAAACACAAGGUCUACCACCAUCUGCCACCCUCCUGUUAACACAAGCAUCAAGUCCACCGCCUACUGCCACCCUCCUGUUAACACUAGGGACUCCGCCUACUGCCACCCUGCUGCUAGCACAAGGCCCUCCGCAUUCUGCCACCAUCCUGUAAGCACCAGGUUCACCGCCUACUGCCACCCUCAUGUUAGCACAAGGUCCACUGCCUACUGCCACCCUCCUGUUAACACAAGGCCCUCCGCCUACUGCAACCCUCCUGUUAACACAAGGUCCUCAGCCUAUUGCCACCCUCCUGUUAGCACAAGACCCUCCGCCUACAGCCACCCUCCUAACAAGGCCCUCCGCCUACUGCCACCCUCUGUUGUCACAAGGCCCUCCGCCUACUGCCACCCUCCGGUAAACACAAGGUCCUCCGCCUACUGCCACCCUCCUGUAAGCGCAAGGUCAACCGCCUUCUGCCACCCUCCUGUUAACACAACGCCCUCCGCCUACUGCCACCCUCCUGUUAACACAAGGUCAUCAGCCUACUGCCACCGUCCUGUUAGCACAAGACCCUCCGCGUACAGCCACCCUCCUGUUAACACAAGGUCAACAGCCUACGGCCAUCCACCUGUUAACACAAGGUCCACCGCCUACUGCCACCCUCCUGUUAGCACAAGGUCCACCGCCUUCUGCCACCCUCCUGUUAAGACAAGGUCCACCGCCUACUGCCAUCCUCCUGUUAACACAAGGUCCACCGCCUUCUGCCAACCUCCUGUUAACACAAGGCCCACCGCCUACUGCCACCCUCCUGUUAACACAAGGUCCUUCGCCUACUGCCAUCCUCCUGUUAACACAAGGCCCUCCGCCUGCAAUCCUCCUGUUAACACAAGGACCUCCGCCUUCUGCCAUCCUCCUGUUAACACAAGGUACACCGCCUUCUGCCAUCCUCUAGUAAACACAAGGUACACCGUCUCCUGCGCCAUCCUCCUGUUUACACAAGGUACACCGCCUACUGCCAUCCUCCUCUUUACACAAGGUACACCGCCUUCUGCAAUCCCCCUGUUUACACAAGGACAAGGCCCUCCGCCUUCUGCCACCCUCCUGUUAACACAAGGUACACCGCCUUCUGCCACCCUCCUGUUAGCACAAGGCUCUCCGCCUACUGCCAUCUUCCUGUUAACACAAGCACAAGGCCAACCGCCUACUGCCAUCCUCCUGAUAACACAAGGUCCACCGCCUACUGCCACCCUCCUGUUAACACAAGGUCCACCGCCUACUGCCAUCCUCCUGUUAACACAAUGUCUACCACCAACUGCCACCCUCCUGUUAACACAAGGUACACCGCCUUCUUCCACCCUCCUGUUAGCGCAAGGCUCCGCCUUCUGCCAUCCACCUGUUAACACAAGGCCCACCGCCUACUGCCAUCCUCCUGUUAACACAAGGUCCACAGCCUACUGCCACCCUCCUGUUAACACAAGGAACAUCGCCAUCUGUCACCCUCUUGUUAGCACAAGGCCCACCGCCUACUGCCAUCCUCCUGUUAACACAAGGUCCACCGCCUACUGCCACCCUCCUGUUAACACAAGGUCCACCGCCUACUGCCAUCCUCCUGUUAACACAAGGUCCACCGGCUACUGCCACCCUCCUGUUAGCAAAAGGUCCACCGCCUACUGUCACCCUCCUGUUAGUGCAAGGUCCACCGCCUUCUGCCACCCUCCUGUUAGCGCAAGGUCCAACAACAACUGCCACCCUCCUGUUAGCACAAGGUCCACCGCCUACUGCCAUCCUCCUGUUAGCACAAGGUCAACCGCCUACUGCCACCCUCCUGUAAGCAUCACGUCAAGCGUCUACUGCCACCCUCCUGUUAACACUAGGGCCUCCGACUACUGUCACCCUCCAGCUAGCACAAUGCCCUCAGCCUUCUGCCACCCUCCUGUAAGCACAAGGUCCACCGCCUACUGCCACCCUCCUAUUAGCACAAGGUCCACCGCCUACUGCCACCCUCCUGUUAACAAAAGGCCCUCCGCCUUCUGCCACCCUCCUGUUAACACAAGGUCCUCAGCCUACUGCCAACCUCCUGUUAGCACAAGACCCUCCGCCUACAGCCACCCUCCUGUAAGCACAAGGUUCACCACCUACUGCCAACCACCUGUUAGCACAAGGCCCUCCGCCUACUGCGACCCUCCUGUUAACACAAGGUACACCGCCAAAUGUCAUCCCCCUGUUUGGACAAGGCCCUCUGCCUUCUGCAACCCUCCUGUCAACACAAGGCCCUCCGCCUUCUGCGACCCUCCUGUAAACACAAGGUCUACCACCAUCUGCCACCCUCCUGUUAACACAAGCAUCAAGUCCACCGCCUACUGCCACCCUCCUGUUAACACUAGGGACUCCGCCUACUGCCACCCUGCUGCUAGCACAAGGCCCUCCGCAUUCUGCCACCAUCCUGUAAGCACCAGGUUCACCGCCUACUGCCACCCUCAUGUUAGCACAAGGUCCACUGCCUACUGCCACCCUCCUGUUAACACAAGGCCCUCCGCCUACUGCAACCCUCCUGUUAACACAAGGUCCUCAGCCUAUUGCCACCCUCCUGUUAGCACAAGACCCUCCGCCUACAGCCACCCUCCUAACAAGGCCCUCCGCCUACUGCCACCCUCUGUUGUCACAAGGCCCUCCGCCUACUGCCACCCUCCGGUAAACACAAGGUCCUCCGCCUACUGCCACCCUCCUGUAAGCGCAAGGUCAACCGCCUUCUGCCACCCUCCUGUUAACACAACGCCCUCCGCCUACUGCCACCCUCCUGUUAACACAAGGUCAUCAGCCUACUGCCACCGUCCUGUUAGCACAAGACCCUCCGCGUACAGCCACCCUCCUGUUAACACAAGGUCAACAGCCUACGGCCAUCCACCUGUUAACACAAGGUCCACCGCCUACUGCCACCCUCCUGUUAGCACAAGGUCCACCGCCUUCUGCCACCCUCCUGUUAAGACAAGGUCCACCGCCUACUGCCAUCCUCCUGUUAACACAAGGUCCACCGCCUUCUGCCAACCUCCUGUUAACACAAGGCCCACCGCCUACUGCCACCCUCCUGUUAACACAAGGUCCUUCGCCUACUGCCAUCCUCCUGUUAACACAAGGCCCUCCGCCUGCAAUCCUCCUGUUAACACAAGGACCUCCGCCUUCUGCCAUCCUCCUGUUAACACAAGGUACACCGCCUUCUGCCACCCUCCAGUAAACACAAGGUACACCGUCUCCUGCGCCAUCCUCCUGUUUACACAAGGUACACCGCCUACUGCCAUCCUCCUCUUUACACAAGGUACACCGCCUUCUGCAAUCCCCCUGUUUACACAAGGACAAGGCCCUCCGCCUUCUGCCACCCUCCUGUUAACACAAGGUACACCGCCUUCUGCCACCCUCCUGUUAGCACAAGGCUCUCCGCCUACUGCCAUCUUCCUGUUAACACAAGCACAAGGCCAACCGCCUACUGCCAUCCUCCUGAUAACACAAGGUCCACCGCCUACUGCCACCCUCCUGUUAACACAAGGUCCACCGCCUACUGCCAUCCUCCUGUUAACACAAUGUCUACCACCAACUGCCACCCUCCUGUUAACACAAGGUACACCGCCUUCUUCCACCCUCCUGUUAGCGCAAGGCUCCGCCUUCUGCCAUCCACCUGUUAACACAAGGCCCACCGCCUACUGCCAUCCUCCUGUUAACACAAGGUCCACAGCCUACUGCCACCCUCCUGUUAACACAAGGAACAUCGCCAUCUGUCACCCUCUUGUUAGCACAAGGCCCACCGCCUACUGCCAUCCUCCUGUUAACACAAGGUCCACCGCCUACUGCCACCCUCCUGUUAACACAAGGUCCACCGCCUACUGCCAUCCUCCUGUUAACACAAGGUCCACCGGCUACUGCCACCCUCCUGUUAGCAAAAGGUCCACCGCCUACUGUCACCCUCCUGUUAGUGCAAGGUCCACCGCCUUCUGCCACCCUCCUGUUAGCGCAAGGUCCAACAACAACUGCCACCCUCCUGUUAGCACAAGGUCCACCGCCUACUGCCAUCCUCCUGUUAGCACAAGGUCAACCGCCUACUGCCACCCUCCUGUAAGCAUCACGUCAAGCGUCUACUGCCACCCUCCUGUUAACACUAGGGCCUCCGACUACUGUCACCCUCCAGCUAGCACAAUGCCCUCAGCCUUCUGCCACCCUCCUGUAAGCACAAGGUCCACCGCCUACUGCCACCCUCCUAUUAGCACAAGGUCCACCGCCUACUGCCACCCUCCUGUUAACAAAAGGCCCUCCGCCUUCUGCCACCCUCCUGUUAACACAAGGUCCUCAGCCUACUGCCAACCUCCUGUUAGCACAAGACCCUCCGCCUACAGCCACCCUCCUGUAAGCACAAGGUUCACCACCUACUGCCACCCACCUGUUAGAACAAAGCCAUCCGCCUACUGCAACCCUCCUAUUAGCACAAGGUCCAUCGCCUACUGCCACCCUCCUGCUAACUCAAGGUCAACCAAAUACUGCCUACUUCCUGUUAGCACAAACUCCACCACCUACUGA
This is a messenger RNA of Mya arenaria, 4932 nucleotides long. RefSeq names its product extracellular matrix protein A-like. The coding region runs from base 1 to 4932 and encodes 1643 amino acids. NCBI's taxonomy places the organism in Eukaryota, Metazoa, Mollusca, Bivalvia, Myida, Myidae. The record is from RefSeq and is a predicted model, not a curated record. The transcript has 11 exons.